ACUAAUUAGCAGCCUACGCCCUGCUCGCUGAGUCUUGACUGAGCUUUGACCAGGAACACACACGGGACAGGAUAAGACAGAGAAGCUGGUGAGCGGGCGUGUGGGGCGGCAGCAAUGGAGGAGAUCGUGCUUGGACUGUCCAAGACGGUGGUGGAGGGUACGCUGAUCAAGGUGAAGGCGGCGAUAGACGAGGAGGCGAAGCUGAAGCUUGCGGUGCAGAGCGACCUGGUGUUCAUCACGGGGGAAUUCGAGAUGAUGCAGUCGUUCCUCAACGUCGCCGACGCGGAGCGCAUCAAGAACAACGCCGUCAAGACGUGGGUGCGGCAGCUCCGCGACCUGGCCUACGACACGGAGGACUGCAUCGAGCUGGUCGUCCACCUGGAUCCCAAGCCCAGAUGGUGGCGCCGCCUGCUGGUCCUGCUCCUGCCCUGCCUGCCGGCGGUGUCGCUGCCCAUGGACGACGCCGCGGCGGAGAUCAAGGAGCUCAAGGACAGGGUGGAGUUCGUGAGCCAGAGGAACAUGCGCUACAACCUCAUCACCGACUUCGGCGGCGCCAAGUCCGUCGCGCAGCAGCAGCUUGACCGGGCUGCAGGCACGGCCGCAGCGCUCGACAUCGCCGUGGAGGCGGCGGCGAGGAAAGGGCGUAGCUUGGUGGAUCUGACCGAGUUGAUCCCCAAAAUGGAAGACCGCCCUGAACUCGGCGUGAUCUCGGUGUGGGGGACAGGCGGCGACCUUGGGGUGGCGUCCAUUGUCAGGAAGGCCUACGACGACCCUGAAAUAGUCAAGAACUUCCAUAGUCGUGGCUGGGCCAAGUUGACUCACCCUUUCAAUCCGCGGAAGAUCCUCCGGAGCUUGUUCGUUCAGUUCUGGACAAGCACUGCUGCUCCGCAGAAGCAAGGAGAGACUCUAGAUGUAGAUUCCUUGCUGAAGAUGGAGAAGACGGUGGUGGAAGAAGGGGAGCUGGUCAAGCAGUUUGUGAGUUAUGUGAGCACUCACAGGUUCCUCGUCGUCCUGGAAGGCCUGUCAACCAUGGCGGAAUGGGAUGCCCUCCGGAUGUACCUGCCGAACAUGGGUAACGGGAGCCAGAUCAUCGUUUCCACGCAGCAUUUCGACAUCGCGAGCCUGUGCACCGGGCAGCUGCACAAAGUUUCAGAGUUGAGGAAGUUCACACCUGACCACUCUAUCUGUGUCUUUUUCAAGGAGGUUUCUGGAGGUGGUGAUCCUGGAAAUGAAAUGCUGGAGGUAGAUGAAGAAACAGAACUUAUCGGGCGCGACACAGAAGAGGCGGAGCUUAUCCGUCAGAUUGAUGAGGCUUCCCGUGUGAUCUCCGUAUGGGGGAUCGCCGGUGUGGGGAAAUCGGCACUCGUCAGAAGUGCCUACCGCAAAUACCUGCAGAACCGCAGCAGCUUAGCAGGGUUAGGUAUGAGCUUCAUACACGGGUGGGUGAACGUGCUCCAUCCCUUUAAUCUGAGGGAGUUUUGCCGCAGCUUGCUCCUGAAUUUGUCUUCUGAGCCUGCUGAAAUAAAAAAGGAGGCUGACGCUGAACUGGCAAACAUGACCAAUCCAGUUGAUGUCUGUCGUAGGCUUCUCAGUGACGAUCAACAACAAAACCAGUGCCUUAUUGUCAUCGAUGACCUGCAGUCCACCAAAGAAUGGGACAGAAUAAAACAGGCUUUGUCAUUUGGUGAAGGGUGUUGUGUCAUAAUUGUCACAAAUGAUUCAAGUGUUGCCAGAUAUUGUUCAGGGCAAGAUCAACAGCUCAUGUUCAACGUGAAAGGUCUUGGUAAUGUGCAUGCCCUUGACCUCUUCAACACGGUGUAUGACGGCAUGCGUAACCACAUCACGCGGGAUGAGGACAUGAUCAAGCAGUCGAAGUUAAUGUUAAACAAAUGUGGUGGACUACCCAAGGUGAUAGUUGCAAUUGGUCGUUUCUUGGCCAAGAGUCUGAAUUGGGAGGCCAUGAAUACUAACUUUAUUCACCAGUUGGAAAAUAACCCGGAGCUCGCUAGCAUACAUAGCCUGUUUAGUUGGCUCGACUCCUACUUCCACAACUGUCCUGACGAACUCAAGCCAUGCAUCUUCUAUCUCUCAAUCUUCCCCCGACAGCAUGGCAUCCGCCGGAGGCGUCUGGUGAGGCGGUGGAUCGCCGAGGGCUACUCGAGGGACACCGAUGGGAAUCUUGCGGAAGUGAAUGGGGAAAAUUACUUCUCCAGGCUCGUCAACCUCAGCAUGCUCACAGAUGCCGAGCGUGGUGUCAACAUGGCUGGGACUGGGACUGGUACUUGGAGAAAAAUGGCCAUGUGCAACGUCAAUGAUUUCUUCCGGGAGUACAUUGUUUCACGGCGAAUGGAGGAGAACCAUGUGUUUGCACUGGAGGGUAGGUGCAGCCAGACCACACGGCGCACUGGGCGGCACCUGGUGAUCGACAAAAGCUGGGACGGUGACGAGAACGUGUUCAACCGGAUCGAGUUCUCGCGGCUGCGGUCACUGACUGUGUUCGGACCCUGGAAGCCAUUCCUGGCCUCCGACAAGAUGAGGGUACUCCGCGUGCUUGAUUUGGAAGGCACUGAGGGUCUGACAGAUGACGACAUAAAAAACAUCGUCAAACGGCUGCCUCGACUGAAGUUCCUCUCACUGAGAAAAUGCAAAAACAUCUUUCAGCUGCCAAAAUCCCUGGGUCGCUUGAGGCAACUCCAGACCCUGGAUGUCAGGCACACUGCCAUAGCCCGGCUACCAGCAACCGCCGUGAAGCUACAGAAGCUGCAGUAUGUACGUGCCGGUAACACACCAGAGGAAUAUGCCGGCAGCGACAACACGGAAUCUAACACCUCGGUACCCACCUGUUUCUCAUGCUGCCCUGUUGGCGGUCACAUCGUCGGCGUUGAGGUGCCUUGCGGGGUCGAGAAGCUGACCAACUUGCACACGCUGGGCGUCAUCAAAGCCACUGUGGCAGGACUCAAGGAGCUCAAGAAGCUUACCCAACUGCGCAAGCUGGGGGUGUCCGGCAUCAACCGGAGAAACCACAAAGAGCUCUGUGCCGUCAUCUCUGGCCACGGCCAUCUGGAAUCCCUGUCGAUAUGGCUUGACAAGGACACCGAGGGGAGUACUGACCCUUGUUCGCCGAGCAGUGAUGACUUCAAGCCUCCAGAGAAGCUUCGGAGGCUCAAACUCCACGGGCACACUGACAACCUGCCAGCAUGGGUUAGCUCUCUCAAAACAUUUGUCACGCGAGAUCAGUGACCUAGCUCUUCUGCGUGAACGAAGAAGUCUCACUAUGCUGCAUUAGGUAGAAGUGUUAAGGACUUAAGGUCUUUUUUGGUGGCUUCCUAGAGUCUGCCUAUAUGUGUUCCUAAACUUGGAUGUAUUCGGUGUUAGUGGGUUUUUGCCCUGCAGAGUGCUUCGACAUCGAGCACUCACAGCGGGUUUCCUGCUAGUGUCAACUCAAAGCUCUAUUUUCCAUCUUAUUUUGCUGCUUUGUAAGAACUGAUUGUUUUUGUUAGCUGAAGAAAAAUGUGUAGAAGUGUUGAGUAGUCUA
This is a messenger RNA of Hordeum vulgare subsp. vulgare (domesticated barley), 3535 nucleotides long. RefSeq names its product disease resistance protein Pik-2-like. Bases 115 to 3240 code for a protein of 1041 amino acids. Gene Ontology annotation, biological process: defense response to other organism. The transcript has 3 exons. Lineage: Eukaryota; Viridiplantae; Streptophyta; Magnoliopsida; Poales; Poaceae. Gene Ontology annotation, molecular function: ADP binding. The record is from RefSeq and is a predicted model, not a curated record.